AGAAAACACAGCACAUGGGCAUGCAUUGACUGGUUGCAGUUGUCCUACUCUUCUUUCUCUAUUCAUUUCUUCUUAUUUUCUGACUUCACAUGCUUGUCUCACACCAAUAUGUGCUAGCUUUUUUAAUUGAUAAUUCUUGAUUCAUUGUGGAAACUUGAGUUGUUUAGAAUUGAACAAAGAUGGAUGAGUCAAAUGGCUCAGGUCCUACACUGGAAGUAUCAGUUUCAUUUGGAAAGUAUGAAAAUGAUGCACUUUCUUGGGAGAAAUGGUCAUCUUUCUCUCCAAAUAAGUAUCUGGAAGAAGCUGAGAAGUGUAAAACAUAUGGAUCAGUAGCUCAGAAGAAGGCCUAUUUUGAAGCACACUACAAGAAAAUUGCUGCUCAGAAAAUGGAACAAGAAAAAAAGGAACAAUUGGAGCAAGUUGAAUCUUUAGACAAACCCCAUUUCCAAGAUCGUAGUGAGAGCACACAGGUUUUCGAUACUGAGAGAUCUGCUACAGAAGGUGAAGAGGAAAUGACAACACCUGAUGUGAAUAAUAGUGAUUCUGUUGAUGUGGAGGUGAAUAGCUUGUUGGUUCUCAAAGCUGAGGAAGGGGAAAUCUUGGAAACAAGUGAUCAUGGAGAAGUAGUUCCCAGUGUUGAACAACAGACGAUUUCUGAAAGAGGAUCUCAACAUAAUGUCAAAGAGAUUCCACAAGUGGAUAAUGAGGCAAAAAGGUCCUCUGCAAAGAAAAGCAAAACCCCUAAACCAAAUCUGAAGAAUACAGCUCGAAAGAUACAUCCAACUACAGAGGACAGAAUAUCAGCUGGAACAAAGAAGAAACCUGCAUCACCUGUCACAAAAACUUCAAUAAUUUCCACUCCAACGUCAAAACCGAUACCAACUUCCAAGAUCAUUUCUUCAUCUCAAACAUCAGUGAAAAAGGUGAAUGGGGUGUCAUAUCAAAGAAGCAGCAAUGCUCCUGUUGCACAAAGCAAUAAAGUACUUUCUAGAUCACUCAUCUCACCCUCUCAAUCCUCGAUAAAAAAGUUGAAUGGUUCAACAUUGCAAAGGGGCAAAAAUUUUCCCACUCUAGAGAACAAGAGGAUAGCUCCCAAAUCAUUGCACAUGUCUCUCAGUCUAGGUCCACAAAAUUCUACAGCUUCUGCUUCUACAAUGAGAAAAUCUUUUAUCAUGGAGAGAAUGGGGGAUAAGGACAUUGUCAAACGAGCAUUUAAGGCAUUUCAAAAUAGUUUCAACCAAGGAAAAAACGAAGUAGAUAAGAGAUAUGGUGGAUCAAAGAAGGUGUUGCCUAAGGGAUCAGAGCAAAAGAUUUCAGCUUCUCCAACUCCGAAAAAGGAGGUUGAAAGAUUAAGGAAGACAUCAGAUACGGUGGUCACUCAAAAAUGCCAAUCAGGGACUAGAUCAAACUCUCUAUCAUCUCGGGUGCCUAAAGAUGCUGGUAUAGAGAGGAAAAAGGUGAACACUGUCAGACCUGCUGGCACAAGUAUUGAUAGAUCAAUUGAUAAGUUGAAGGAGGAUAUCAUCAAAGGUAAGAUCCACCGUGCUGGAUCAAAUAGGUGAAGUUAAAACAUGAACUUCAGCAUCAGCACGAUACUUUCGUAGAUAAAAUGUUCCUCUGGAUGAGUUAAGCUCGCAUGAAGAAACAGAAGAAACAUCUGAAGAAUUUACCAUGUGCUUAGGCAAGAGCAAGAGUAAUCAUGUUCUCGUAUUCCUGGUGUAUUUGGACUCUACUGGACUCCUGAAUUGGAUAUCUUGUUCUUACAUUGAGUAUAACAUUAGAUUUAGAUCAUAGUUUAAAGUACGAAAAAGUGUAUGUGGAAAGUAAAGUAUUGAGUUUAGGAAUGCAGAUUAUUUAAACUUAUUGUAUAAUGCAAUCAUAUCAUAUUGAGAUAGUGAAGACAUUUUCAUCAUAAGCUACAGUGGCCACUUACUCUGGUAUACUACUAUGGUAUACUUGGUUUAUUUAUAUGUGGAAGUUGAAGUUUGAUUGUC
Molecule: messenger RNA, 1994 nt
Organism: Solanum dulcamara
Lineage: Eukaryota; Viridiplantae; Streptophyta; Magnoliopsida; Solanales; Solanaceae
Product: protein WVD2-like 7
Exons: 7
Coding region: 180-1562 (460 amino acids)
Source: RefSeq, a predicted model, not a curated record